Messenger RNA from Moneuplotes crassus, 1648 nucleotides. NCBI's taxonomy places the organism in Eukaryota, Ciliophora, Spirotrichea, Euplotida, Euplotidae. The record is from the annotation of a GenBank genome assembly.
AAAAAUUUACCGAAUUAAUCACUAUAGUUAUGGAAGCUACUCAUAAACUAAAGAUCGGCGGGAGACCUGUUAUUCAGCCAAGCUAUCCUGUCAUCCCAAUGCAUUCUCAAGAAUAUGAAAAAUUCUUGAAAUUCCUUGCUAUCAUCAACAAGAACUGUGAGAAGUUGGAUCACAUUGGUGCAUGCACCAAGUGAUGGCAACUUCUAGACCAGCUACUAAUAGAUGCUCAUAUCAAGGUAAAACACGAGUGCAUUCCUAUUUCGAGUCUUCACACUGAAGACAAGUUCUUAGACAUCGCUAAGAAAUACAGUAAGAUAAAUGAUGACAAAUCUUUGGUUUGCCUGCUAGAUCUUAACCAGAUUCAACACUUAAUGCCUAAGAUACAUAAAAUGUUAGAAGAAGAAACCAAAAAAAUUGAAGAAAAGAAGAAAAAGAAGGCUAAAAGGCCCAAUAAUCCCAAGAAUGCUACCAACACUAAGGAGCCUAAAAAAGCACAAGCUAUUAAGAAGUCACCAAAAGAGAGACUUCCAAAAGGAAAAUGUCAUAUAGAGUACAAAGAUCCUGACAAUAGAGACCUCGAGGUAGAAUUUUUCAAGUCGAGGACUUGAAACAUGCUUGAUAGCAUGUACAAGGACAUAGAAAAUCUUAAGCAAAGUCAAAGAGAGCUAGAACAUAAAUUUGACAUGCUUGUUCAUAAGUUAGACUCGAAUACUCCUUCACUGAAUGUGCUGCCUCUAUUAGGUCAGAACUCAUUACAGAACAUUUUCCCUAAAGUUUAUUCUAGCAAACAAACUGACUUCUUCAAUUUCUUGUCUAGACUAUUUGCAGAUUACAAUCGAAAGAGAGAGCAACACCAGAAGACCCAACAAGUCAUGAUCGACCUAGAUGAGUAUGAAGAUCUGGAGAUACAAAAGGACGAUGAACAGGCUAAAAAGGAUCCUAACCAGUUUCAAACUGUUCAGAGAGAGUCCCCAGGCCAGGCUGGCCAGAGUAAUGAAGGAAACCAAUCCUUUGUGCAGAAUGUUGCGAGUAAUGAGAGAGAUGAAACUGGUAGAUUAAGACAGGAAGAUUACAAGCAGAAAGAGGCAACAUGUACAUCAAAAACUUUAGAAAAGAAAGAUAUCUCUGAAAAUGUGGUUAGUAAGGGAAAUAAAGACAUUGAUUCUUCAAUGCAUCAAAAAUCAGGAGAGGAAGAGAGUAAAUUACAAAAUCACAAGCAAAUAGAUAAAACUAGCACCUCUAGCACAGCAGUAUCCCAAACCAUAUCCAAGCAAUCUAUCCAUAAACUUCCUCCAAAUCCUGUCGAUAAUCUCUUAAGGCCUUCUUCAGGCCAAAUUCCCUCUGCAACCCCCAAGCCUCCUUCCUUUGUCCCAUUAGUAGAGUCUAUUUUCCAAGGAUCAGGGUCUCAAUCCUUGAACAACUUAUCUUCCACUCUAAAUAUGCAUACUUCUACUGUACCAGGUAACAAUUUAACUCUACCGGCACCUUCACCACCUCUAAAACUACCAGCUUCAGCACUGAAAACUCUGCCGAUACAGAGUUCAAAUCCUACCUUUGCCCAAGAACAGCACCCGCAAGAUCCUGCUGGGAAUGCCGAAGUUGUUGAAGUCGAAAAGUAAAAUUGGUCCUAAUUUUAACAUAAAUUUAA